AAAAGCAGAGUUUGCUGUGUGGAUGUUUAGAUGAAAGAGGAGGGAAGGAGAGGAGAUAGAUAGAUUGUGAUUUGUGAGAAGGGAGAAGGGAGAGUGGUCAAAAGCGCACCACUGCGGAGUUGCUGGUACGUGUGUUUUAUUCAUUAUAAAAUACAAUAGCUGCACAAGUUUGAAGAAGCGAAUCAAUCUCACACAGCAAUGAAUGACAGAGAUAACUAACUCCACCAGAUUGGUCAAAACUCAAAACACCACGAAUCACAAUGUCCCUUCCCUUCCAUGCCUACCUCAUCCCUCUCCUAUUCCUCACUCUCCCAACCCCUUCGCUCGCCGCCGUUCCAUGCCCCCUCAACAUAACCGUCCUCCGGGUGGUGGGCGGCGGCGCCCGCCCCUCCUUCGACUCCGGGACGCAGUGCCACUACAUCCUCCAGGCCCUCCACCUCCUGCAGGCCGACUACCUCCGCCGCAGCCACCGCUUCGUGCCUCCCCUAAACGCCUCCGACUCCUGCUGGUCCACCUUCCAAUCCUUCAUCAACGAGUUCGAGCCCAGCUUCGACAUCCGCGCCUCCUGCGGCCUCCAAACGGCGUGGAUCUCCCAAGGCUGCAUGAACAUCACCACCAAGCAACAAUUCGAAGCCACCGUCCCCGCCGCCGCCACACAAGCCGUCCAAACGAACUGCAACCAAUCCUUGGACAACAACUCCCCCUGCGCCCUCUGCACCACCAAACUCUCCACCCUCCUCUCCUACUUGACGGGACCCACCGUAGGGAACGUCACCGACUGCAGAGCUUACACUUCCAUCUACGCUGCUUCUCUCUCCGAUCAAUACGGCGCCACCGACCCCGGAACCGCCAAGUGCCUCUUCGGGCUGGAUUUCUCCUCUUCGAACUCCUCCGGUAAGCGUCGGGCCAUUAUCAUCGCCGUUGUUUCGGUUUUUUGUUUGUUGGCCUUGGUUCUCUUCGUUGGGCUUUGGGCUUACUUGAGAUUGAAAAAGAAAAGGGAGGGUAUUGCGAGGGGGAAGGGUACUGAAGUGGGUUCUGGGUUGGGGUUGGAUUCCAUCAGCCAGAGUACCACUUUGAUUCGGUUCACUUUUGAGGAAAUUAAAAAGGCCACUAGGAAUUUCUCUCGAGACAACAUCAUAGGAAGUGGCGGUUAUGGGAAUGUUUAUAAAGGAACCCUCUUGGAUGGUAGUCAGGUUGCGUUUAAGCGUUUCAAGAAUUGUUCUGUUGCCGGGGAUGCUAGCUUCACUCACGAAGUUGAGGUUAUUGCUAGUGUCAGGCAUGUCAACCUUGUUACCCUUAGAGGCUACUGUACUGCCACCACGAAUUUAGAGGGUCACCAGAGGAUUAUUGUCACUGAUUUGAUGGAAAAUGGAAGUCUUUAUGAUCAUUUAUUUGGUUCUGCCAAGAAGAACCUCAGUUGGCCCAUUCGUCAGAAGAUUGCUCUAGGCACUGCUCGGGGGUUGGCUUAUUUGCAUUACGGGGCACAACCUUCGAUUAUCCACAGGGAUAUUAAAGCGAGUAACAUUCUUCUUGAUCACAAGUUUGAAGCCAAGGUGGCGGAUUUCGGGUUGGCCAAGUUCAACCCAGAGGGAAUGACGCAUAUGAGUACCCGAGUGGCUGGAACUAUGGGCUAUGUUGCUCCUGAGUAUGCCUUGUAUGGACAGUUGACUGAGAGAAGCGAUGUGUUCAGUUUUGGGGUUGUGCUUCUUGAGCUUUUGAGUGGGAAAAAGGCUCUUCAAACGGACCAUGAUGGUCAACCCUCGGCACUCACUGACUUUGCUUGGGCGUUGGUUAGGAAUGGUAGUGCUUUGGAUGUUAUUGAAGAUGGCAUCCCGGAACCUGGUCCUCCAGAAGUUCUUGAGAAAUAUGUGUUGGUUGCUGUGCUGUGCUCUCAUCCACAGCUAUAUGCUAGGCCAACGAUGGAUCAGGUUGUUAAAAUGCUGGAGACUGAUGAAUCGGUACCCUCGUUGAUGGAAAGGCCAAUUCCUUUUAUUGCUGGGAGGAUUGAUAUCGAGAAAUCUGCGCUUAGUAACUCGGGUCAGUUAUGCAGUCCAACUGGUUAUCAAGCAUAUACAUUACAAGGUCGCCGCAUAUCUAGUUCUAAGGAGGAGACAGAAGAAGGAAGUUCCGUGUCCGAGGCUGUCACCACAGAUUGAAAUUGCAUGGGGGAAUUGAAUUGUUUUCCACUAGCUGGUGUAGACAUAAUUUUUUUAUACAUUCAGAUUUCAGAUUGUAUCUUUUUUGAAACGUUUUCUGUUGUAAAGGAAGAAAGGGGUGUACAUAAUUUGAUUCUUUUUAGAGUUGUUUCGUUGCAUGGUUUUUU
Molecule: messenger RNA, 2323 nt
Organism: Cajanus cajan (pigeon pea)
Lineage: Eukaryota; Viridiplantae; Streptophyta; Magnoliopsida; Fabales; Fabaceae
Product: putative LRR receptor-like serine/threonine-protein kinase RKF3
Biological process (GO): protein phosphorylation
Molecular function (GO): ATP binding; protein kinase activity
Source: RefSeq, a predicted model, not a curated record